Messenger RNA from Sipha flava (yellow sugarcane aphid), 1628 nucleotides. RefSeq names its product YTH domain-containing protein 1 (gene Ythdc1). Bases 434 to 1564 code for a protein of 376 amino acids. NCBI's taxonomy places the organism in Eukaryota, Metazoa, Arthropoda, Insecta, Hemiptera, Aphididae. Gene Ontology annotation, cellular component: nucleoplasm. Gene Ontology annotation, biological process: regulation of alternative mRNA splicing, via spliceosome; mRNA splicing, via spliceosome. Gene Ontology annotation, molecular function: N6-methyladenosine-containing RNA reader activity; mRNA binding. The record is from RefSeq and is a predicted model, not a curated record. The transcript is spliced from 3 exons.
AUUACGAUAAUAUAAUUCAUACGCAUAUAACAGCACUUGUCUCGUGCGUAUCAAAUUAUCUACCAUCGCGUCCGGUGCUGCAUCGACGUUUGUUCUUCCCCUGCUCCGCCGUUCGUAAGCCGUCGGUUCAUUAUCGGUGUCCGCGUCGGCGGCGCGUAUGGAUCAUAUCGCGUUUUGCGCACGCGCGGACCUGUCGAUUUUUGUGCGUGCGUGAUAAUGUAAACUGUUCCGCACAAGUACAAUUUGCUUAUAUUAUUAUUAUUUUUGUAAUUAUUUUUGUGGCGUCUGUCGUCGACGUUCUGCUUAUAUUAAGUUUGAAUACGAAACCGAAGGUAAAAACAUUCCGACAACUGUGUUCCGCUCGUGUUCGCGUUGUGUGUUUGUGCUUUUUCCCCUCAAAUUAAAUCGUUCGAUUUAAAUCCGUGUUCUAUCAAUGGAUGAAGAUUCAAUUAGUGUCCAUGGGUCUACAGCUGAUUCCAUUGAAGCAUUUGAUGAUCUACAAGUGCUUGAUGAAAUUACUGAAGAAACUGAUAAUAUUAUUGAAGGAGACGAACCGUUGGAUGAAGAAUUUGAUACAAGAAGCGAAGCCAGUUCUAGUUCUAUAGAUGCCACAUCAACAAGAAAUAAGGUGAACACAGAAAGAUACAUAAGAAUUGAUGAAGAUUCAACACCGAAAAAAAAACCAUCUGAAAAAUAUUUAUCUCAACUGAAAUUCUUAUUUAAAGAAGCUCGAUUUUUUAUCAUUAAAAGUAAUAAUCAUGAAAAUAUUGAAUUAGCUAAAAUUAAAAACUGCUGGUCUACUCGACCUUGGAAUGAGACCAAGUUGAAUCAAGCUUUUAGAACUUGUAAGAAUGUCAUUUUAAUAUUUUCAGUCAAGGAAAGUGGAAAAUUUGCAGGGUUUGCUAGAAUUUCUGAAGCAGCUAGAUAUGAUUUGUCUCCGGUUGGUUGGGUACUUCUUGGAGGUCGCAAUUUGUCCGGUGUAUUCAAAGUCGACUGGAUUUCAACUAAAGAGUUAGAAUUUAGUGACACGUCCCAUUUAUAUAAUACAUACAAUGAAGGAAAAACUGUAAAAAUUGCUCGUGAUGGUCAAGAAGUUGACCCAAGAACUGGUUUACUACUGUGUUCUAUGUUUCAAGAAGAUGAAUCAAUUAAUUUUCAGUACAUUUUAAAAAAAUCUAAAAACCAUCAGCCAUCAAUUAGUACUGCUGAAUUACGACAGCGACGUCGAGUGCUUGGCUUACCAGAUGAAGGUCCAACAAGUAAAGAAUAUAUACAAUCAUAUCGUCUUGGUAUACCACAUAAACAAUCAAGGAUGUUAUCCCACCCAUAUUAUGUACGCCCACCCUUAUAUCCAUCAUACCAAUAUAAUUUGAAUGGAUCACAGAUGGUACAACAUUAUGAUAUGCAACUGCCAUCUUUUCGAGUUCCAGUACAAUUACCAGAAACGUAUGCCAGACCAAUAGAAGAAUACUAUAAAAGAAAUAGAUUAGUUAAUAUCAGAGAACAUCAUUCAAAUCAUAGGCGUGAAAAAGAGCGCCAUGCUUAUAGACAUCGUUAUCAUUAAAAAUGAAUUACACAAAAGAUCCUCCUUAGAUUACUAAUUUUAAAAUAUUAGUAUACAAUUUACU